AUGGGCAAAAAGCGGGUGCUUGUCAGCUAUGGAGUUCAUGUCGACGCUGUUGCGGGCUGGCUUGGCUCUUAUGGCGGAGAGGACUCAACAAACGAUAUAAGCCGAGGCAUUUUUGCCGGUACCGUGGGCACACAGCGGCUGCUUAAGCUCUUUCGCAGCUAUGACAUCAAGACCACUUGGUUCAUUCCUGGGCACAGCCUCGACUCGUUCCCGGAAGACAUGAAGGCCGUGAGAGACGCUGGUCAUGAGAUUGGCUUGCAUGGCUACUCCCAUGAGAACCCGACCGCCAUGACGAUAGAGCAACAGCGCCAAGUGUUAGAUAAGACGUACCGCCAGCUUGCCGAGUUUACCGGCAAACCGCCCAGGGGUAGUGUCGCACCAUGGUGGGAAACUAGCCGCGAAGGUGCCCAGCUUCUGCUGGACUAUGGAAUCGAGUAUGAUAGUAGCAUGAGCCACCACGACUGUCAGGCAUACUAUUUGCCCGUGGGAACGUCUUGGACCAAAAUCGACUAUUCCAAGAAUGCCGAAUCAUGGAUGAAACCUCUUGAUAUGGGGACCAGCACGGGCUUGGUCGAGAUUCCAUCGAAUUGGUACUUGGACGACCUGCCGCCGAUGAUGUUCAUCAAGAAAGCACCCAACAGUCAUGGUUUUGUAAACGCUCGAGACGUCGAGGACAUCUGGCGCGAUCAUUUCGACUACUUUUACCGCGAAUACGACGAGUUCAUUUUCCCUGUGACAAUCCAUCCAGAUGUGUCUGGCCGACCGCAUGCUUUACUCAUGCAUGAGAGACUGAUUGAAUACUUCAAAAAGCACGAGGGAGUUGAAUUUGUGACAAAUGAAGAAAUUUGUGAUGACUUCAAAAGCAAAAACAAACCUGCGCCAGGAGCCAUAAUGCCGGCAGAGCGAGGCGCUAUGUUAAGAAAGGGCGCAUGA
Trichoderma gamsii is the source of this 933-nucleotide messenger RNA. Its product is annotated as polysaccharide deacetylase. The transcript has 4 exons. Lineage: Eukaryota; Fungi; Ascomycota; Sordariomycetes; Hypocreales; Hypocreaceae. The coding region runs from base 1 to 933 and encodes 310 amino acids. Gene Ontology annotation, biological process: carbohydrate metabolic process. Gene Ontology annotation, molecular function: hydrolase activity, acting on carbon-nitrogen (but not peptide) bonds. The record is from RefSeq and is a predicted model, not a curated record.